AGGAGCGUGGGGAGGGCGCCAGGUGAGCCGCCUGGGGCGGCGGGGCGGAGCUGUCGUGCGACCCCCGCCGCCCGGACCUCCGCCGUGCCGGCCCACUUCCGCCUGGUCCCCGGAGGGUGAGUAAAUUCCCGGAGGAAUUACCGAGCCUGCGUGCGGUCACCUGGCUAACGUCGAGGCCCGCCCCCUUCUCUCGGCAGCCUGGGGCCCAGGCCUGAGCCACCAUGGCGCUGCCCCCAGGCCCAGCUGCCCUCCCGCAUACACUGCUGCUCCUGCCAGCCCUUCUGAGCUCAGGUUGGGGGGAAUUGGCACCACAAAUUGAUGGUCAGACCUGGGCCGAGCGGGCACUUCGAGAAAACGAACGCCACGCCUUCACCUGCCGGGUGGCAGGGGGGCCUGGGACCCCCCGACUGGCCUGGUACCUGGAUGGACAACUGCAGGAGGCCAGCACCUCAAGACUGCUGAGUGUGGGCGGUGAGGCCUUCUCUGGAGGCACCAGCACCUUCACUGUUACUGCCCAGAGGGCCCAGCAUGAGCUCAACUGCUCCUUGCAGGACCCGGGUAGUGGCCGGUCAGCCAAUGCCUCGGUCAUCCUCAAUGUGCAAUUUAAACCAGAGAUUGCCCAGGUUGGGGCCAAGUACCAGGAAGCUCAGGGCCCAGGCCUCUUGGUUGUCCUCUUUGCCCUGGUGCGUGCCAACCCACCUGCCAACGUGACCUGGAUCGACCAGGAUGGGCCGGUGACUGUCAACGCCUCCGACUUCCUGGUGCUGGAUGCCCAGAGCUACCCCUGGCUCACUAACCACACAGUGCAGCUGCAGCUCCGCAGCCUGGCGCACAACCUGUCCGUGGUGGCCGCCAACGACGUGGGUGUCACCAGCGCCUCGCUUCCGGCCCCGGGGCUCCUGGCCACCCGAGUGGAAGUGCCGCUGCUGGGCAUCGUUGUGGCGGGAGGGCUUGCCCUGGGCACACUGGUGGGGUUCAGCACCUUGGUGGCCUGCCUGGUCUGCAGGAAAGAGAAGAAGACCAAAGGCCCCUCCCGGCGCCCAUCUCUGAUCUCUAGUGACUCCAACAACUUAAAACUCAACAACGUGCGCCUGCCACGGGAGAACAUGUCCCUCCCGUCCAACCUUCAGCUCAACGACCUCACUCCGGAUUCCAGAGAGAAACCAGCAGACCGGCAGAUGGCUCAGAACAGCAGCCGGCCAGAGCUGCUGGACCCGGAGCCUGGUGGCCUCCUUACCAGCCGAGGUACAGGGGCAUGGGCCCACGGCCCCCCUCCUCUCCUCCCCAGCCCUUGUGCUUAUGCCAGAGGCCUCUGGGUCUCCAAGCUUCCAGGCAGUGAGGCUUACUGAGACUCACGGCAUCUUUGACCUUGCAGGUUUCAUCCGGCUCCCAAUGCUGGGCUAUAUCUAUCGAGUGUCCAGUGUGAGCAGUGAUGAGAUCUGGCUCUGAGCCGGGUGAAAUUGGGGGCAGGGGGUGCCCUCUUGGCUCCUGGGCCCCCUCCUCCUCCUCCAAGGCAGCCUCUGCCUGGCUCUGUGGCCAGGUUGUGCCACUACUACUUUUGCUCGCCCUUCUGGCUGGGGUGCCCUCUGUCAUCCACGUGACACCUUUCACUGGGAUCUGGCCCUCAGGGGCACAGAUCUCCUUGGCAGAGCCACCAGCUGGACCUUAGCCCCUUGUUCUAACUCAGGUUGGGGGCUUUCACCGAUGCUUGUGCGCAGGCGGGUGGAGCUCUUAUCCAGGUGUGUUUGCAGGUCAUCCAGCAUCUACUGUGGCAUGGGCCUGCCGAGUGUGGUCUGGGCCUGCCCUGUGUCACACGCCAGUACCCUUAGCGCUUUGUACAGCAGGCAUGGGGGCAUGCCUGGGUGGGGGAGAGGGAGGGCCCAGCAUGUCUUCAGUUUCCUUCCCAUGCUAUGCAGCUUUGUUCCCUCAGGGAAAAUUUAGGACCCGGAGAGCUAUCUGGAACCAAACUGCCCUUUGCACAGGAACCAACCCCUGGCCCAAGGGGAAGGGCCAAGCACAAACCAGUCCCUUUUGCCGCAUACCUCUCUGCCCUUCUCUGUCUGUGCCUCCUCUUGGGCAUCAUAGGUUAUACGUUGGACCUUCUCCCAUUUCUUCACUGGGCACUAAACUUCCCCCUUGACCUGGCCCCCGGUGAUGCCAGUGCCUGGUAUUAGCACAAGUCAGGAGGAGAAGAGGGAGAUGGGAAGUCUAGGGGCACCCAAGACCGCAUGUAGCUAUGCAUCAUUUUCUUACUAUGUUAGCACUUUAAGCACAUCCCCUGGGGAGGGGGUAAGUGAGGGCCUCCGGGCCGUCUCCGUGGCUUCCCCAAGUCUGGCCUUCGUGUGAGUCACUGUGAGCGCCGAGCCUUCGGGGUUGACGGUUUCCCUCUUGGCGUGUCUCCCCACCAUGGGACUCCAUGACCAUUCCCUAACUGCCUCAUCAGCAGGAAGCCGCUCCUCCUGUCCAUCCUCUUCUUCAGGGGAUGGUCAUAGUGGCACAUUGUUUGACAGAGCUAGAAGCUUUAGGGGAACAUGGAGAAAGAGGGGACCACACACCACAAAACAAUCUAAGAACUCUUUGGAAAGCAACAUGGAAAUGAUUGCAGAUUAAUACAGUGCAGAGUAUAUUUUUCCCUUGUUGAAACCUUGUUUUGUAAUUUUUCUCAUGUUCCUGCCUAGGACAGUGCUGAGCACAUGGUAAAUUUAAUAAACUUGACUCAACGAA
Messenger RNA from Lynx canadensis (Canada lynx), 2724 nucleotides. It is a transcript of the gene TMEM25, whose product is annotated as transmembrane protein 25. The record is from RefSeq and is a predicted model, not a curated record. Lineage: Eukaryota; Metazoa; Chordata; Mammalia; Carnivora; Felidae. The transcript has 8 exons. Gene Ontology annotation, biological process: negative regulation of excitatory postsynaptic potential. Bases 222 to 1349 code for a protein of 375 amino acids.